AUGAAGUUGAUGGUUUUGCUUGUUUCGUUUGCGACGAUGCAGUUGCUGUGCCGGCAUAUGAGAAUCCAUCGUGGUACCGUUUCCAAGCGUGUUCGGAGACGACCUGCAGCAUCUCAAGAAAACAAUAACAAUUCUUUGAGUGAAGCUAGGAUCACUCUCAAACUAGGUAUUGAGAGCAGAGUCUCUCCAAGUAAUGAACACAACAUAGAUUUGCUGAAAGACAUGGGCUAUCAAGAUACCUCAAUGGAGGGAGGUGCUGAUAGUGAGAGCACAGUGGAGCUAUUAGGCAAUUGCGUGACGAUGAAGAAGCUCGAAACUCAAAAUAGUAACAAGUCCAACAAAUCCAGGACCGGGCAUGGAAGAAGAUCAAUGAAGGAGGCUAUGGUGGUGAAAAGAGUGCACCAAUGUGAGAUAUGCGGCAAGACUUUCGCAACGGGCCAGGCACUCGGUGGCCACAAAACACACCAUCGGGUGAAACCGUGA
This is a messenger RNA of Hibiscus syriacus, 483 nucleotides long. RefSeq names its product zinc finger protein ZAT9-like. The record is from RefSeq and is a predicted model, not a curated record. Lineage: Eukaryota; Viridiplantae; Streptophyta; Magnoliopsida; Malvales; Malvaceae. The transcript has a single exon. Bases 1 to 483 code for a protein of 160 amino acids. Gene Ontology annotation, molecular function: DNA-binding transcription factor activity.